Lasiodiplodia theobromae is the source of this 966-nucleotide messenger RNA. RefSeq names its product Glutamine amidotransferase-like protein. Gene Ontology annotation, cellular component: cytosol; nucleus. The transcript has 2 exons. The record is from RefSeq and is a predicted model, not a curated record. The coding region runs from base 1 to 966 and encodes 321 amino acids. NCBI's taxonomy places the organism in Eukaryota, Fungi, Ascomycota, Dothideomycetes, Botryosphaeriales, Botryosphaeriaceae.
AUGGCCACACCUCAGAUCAUCAACAUCGCACUGCUGGAUGCCGACAUCCCUGUUCCCUCUGUCCUCAGCGUUCGGGGCCUCUACAGCAACAUUUUUCGAGAGCUGCUCGAAGCAGCCUUGAUCCGCCUGGCCAAAGCCAACCUGAUCAAUAGCAGCCCGCCUCCAAAGGUCCAUUUCUCCGCGUACGACAUCGUGCGGGGGGAAUAUCCCUCAGACCCCUCCUCCCUCUCUGGCAUCGUCAUAAGCGGCGCCGCUGGCUCCGCCUACGACACGGAUCCCUGGAUCUCCACCCUCCACUCUUGGCUCCGUCACGUCCACGCCAAUCACCCACACGUGAAACUCUUCGGUUCCUGCUUCGGCCACCAGGUGAUCUGCUCCGCAUUGGUUCCCCCGCCUUCUUCUCCUGCGGCCGGCCCCGCUGUCGUCACCAAGAACCCGGCGGGCUGGGAGCUCGGGAUCCACGCCAUCACGCUGUCGCCCGCCUUUCUGCGCGCCUUCCCCGUCGACGUGCUCGCGCUGCCGUCGGCUCCGGCCUUCGCAGAUCGCCGUGACGCAAAGCUGAAGCUGCAGCUCGUCCACAGCGACCACGUCAACCUGCCAACGGGCCUUCCCGCUGACGAUAACGACGACGCCGUGUUCGCCUCCAUCGGCUGGACCCCGCGGUGCGCCGUGCAGGGCGUGUACGACGGCGACCGCGUGCUGACGCUGCAGGGCCACUUCGAGUUCGACCGCUUCGUGAACACGGAGACGGUUAAGGUUUUCGGGGCCAAGUGGGAGGAAGGGGCGCUGAGGGAGGCGAUCAGGAUGAUCGAGGAGGGCGAAGGGGGCAAGGACGAUGCGGCGUGGGCGGCGGAGAUGGUGAUGGCAUUUUUUAUGGGGCUGGGGAGAGAGAGGGUCGUUCUGGGUGCGGGUGGGGCGAUGGUGGAGGGCGGUCUGUUGACGCCGCCGGAGGAGGUGGAGAUGUGA